Molecule: messenger RNA, 955 nt
Organism: Harmonia axyridis
Lineage: Eukaryota; Metazoa; Arthropoda; Insecta; Coleoptera; Coccinellidae
Gene: Vps28
Product: vacuolar protein sorting-associated protein 28 homolog
Exons: 5
Coding region: 173-814 (213 amino acids)
Biological process (GO): protein transport to vacuole involved in ubiquitin-dependent protein catabolic process via the multivesicular body sorting pathway
Cellular component (GO): ESCRT I complex
Molecular function (GO): protein-containing complex binding
Source: RefSeq, a predicted model, not a curated record
AUGAACAAUAUUUCACAAAUAUAAAUUUGCUAUGAGUAGGUUUCUUGCUAGAAUUGAGUGUCAAAAUAAUGCAAUCAUUUUCAUAAACAGAUUUGUCAGAUUAAUGAGUUAAUUGAAAUAUUUGGGAAUUCAUUGUUUUUUUACUAUUUUAAUUCAACAUCAUCCCAUAAAAAUGUCCAUCAAUCAAGAUAAUAGGCCAGAAUUGUAUGAAGAGGUGAAAUUGUAUCAUAAUGCUAGAGAAAGGGAAAAGUACGACAAUAUGGCUGACUUGUAUGCUGUAAUAAAUACUUUGCAACAAUUGGAAAAAGCCUAUAUUAGAGACUGUGUUACACCUAAAGAAUAUACCGGUGCUUGUAGUAAAUUAUUAGUACAGUAUAAGUCUGCCUUCAGACAAGUAAAGGAAGAAUUUCCUAAUAUUGAAGCUUUUGUUAAGAAAUAUAGACUAGAUUGUCCUGCAGCCUUAGAGAGGAUUAAAGAAGAUCGUCCAAUAACAAUUAAAGAUGACAAAGGGAAUACAAGCAAGUGUAUUGCAGAUAUUGUCUCUCUGUUCAUUACUGUUAUGGAUAGGCUUCGUUUGAAUUUAAAAUCUGUAGAUGAACUACAACCUGAUUUGAGAGAUUUGGCAGAUACUAUGAAUAGAUUGAGUAUUUUGCCUGCCGAUUUUGAAGGAAAACAAAAAGUGGGAGAAUGGUUGGCAACUUUGAAUUCUAUGCAAGCGUCAGAUCAAUUGUCAGAUGCUCAAGUGAGACAACUUUUAUUUGACCUAGAAAGUUCUUACAGUGCAUUUAACAAACUUCUACAUAACUCUUCUUAAAGAUCUGAAGAUAAUUUUUAAGCAAAUCAAAUAUGUAUUAUAUCAUUCCUAGUUCUAGUAUUUAAUACAGCAAAGAGAAUUAUUGUGUAUUUCAAUUCAAAUGUUUACUGGAUAAACACACAAAAUAAAUUCUUCAAUGUU